This is a messenger RNA of Didymodactylos carnosus, 360 nucleotides long. The record is from the annotation of a GenBank genome assembly. NCBI's taxonomy places the organism in Eukaryota, Metazoa, Rotifera, Eurotatoria, Philodinida, Philodinidae.
AUGGUUCGCACCAGUCAGUACGCAUUUGAUAGUAAUCAUACCCCUGGAUCACCCAAUUGUGUUGCCGAUUGUUUAUCACGAUAUCCGAUUGAACAGCCAGACGAUGUCGUUGAGGAAGAGUUGGAAAUUAUGCAUGGUCAAAUUAUCAGCGUACAACCUAUCACUUUGGGCACAUCACCAAUAUCUGAUUCAUCCAAGAUCCAAGAUCAAGAACGGAAGGAUAAAACAAUCCAACACAUAAGCGAUCAACUGAUCAAUGGAAAACGACGAUUGCCAUAUACAAUGGAAAAUGGUAUUUUACGCAGAACUAUGCAUCGUUAUGGUCAAACACCCUUUAAGUUACCAGCCACCAAUGAUUGA